GACUUUUCUGUCCAGAAUUUCGGAUUUAUAUUUUGAGUAAUUCUAGCUCCUAAGUUCACCUAGACUCCGUCCUUAAUUCUAACAAGUGGUAUCAGAGCGAUAUUGAGGACAUUAAGAGGAGUCUACAGAAGUUUGAAGACCCUUCUAGACCCACCAUGGCCUGUGGGUGUGCCUAAGUGGUGUUCUAAAGGUUGGAUGUGUCUUCCGCUAAGGGGAAACUCUGCCGAAAUUUCGUGGACGCCGACACUUGUGAAAAUAUCGAGGGAGCUGAGUGUGGACAGCAAAGGGUAGCUGAAAUUCGUCAUUUCUCAAGGAGAAGAUGAAUGAGAGAGGAGGAGAUGCUAAUGGGAGAGGAGCUGUAGCUGAGAAGACAACUACUGAAGAUUGCUGUUGGGGAGGAGAAGAUGCCGGAAGAAGGCGAAGCACGUGAGCGGUGGAUUGAGAAAAGCGCGGUGCUUUUUGACCUCAUCCUUCAAUCGGUCAACAAGGAGAUGUUCGAGCACAUCAAGGAUCUUGUGGAAGCGGAUGAUUCGGGUCCAAGGGCGUGGAAACUACUACGUGAUGUGAUUCAGCCCAACACUCUCCCAAUGGUGAUCGUGCUCGAGAAGGAACUUGCUGCCAUCUCCAUGCGACCAGGGGACAAUGUGAAGCCGGUCCUUGACAAGAUCAAGGACACCUAUGCAAGGAUGGCAGCAGCGGGCAGCAGUGUAUCUCAGCUGCAGCAGUGCACCAAGAUCAUCUCGGUGCACAAGGUGAAGGUGCACAAGGUAACGCCUAUCCUGGGAUGUAUCUCAUGGUUGAGGAUGUGCAUGGGCAUGAGGGUGAUGUGGGAUCUGUGGGAAAGGUUGUGAUGCACCCUCUCACGCACUGGGUGAUUGAUUCGGGUUGCACCAGUCACAUGACUCCACGGGCAGAUUUGCUUGAUGAGGUAAAACCCCCUGGGAAGAUCAAGUAUGUGGCAGCAGCGUCAGGUGCUUUGCUCCCCGUGAUUGGUGUUGGGAAUGCCAAGGUUAAGGGAGCUAAUGGGGAGCUUGUGGGGCUUGGGAAUGUUCUGCUGGUUAAA
This is a messenger RNA of Closterium sp. NIES-67, 1063 nucleotides long. The record is from the annotation of a GenBank genome assembly. Lineage: Eukaryota; Viridiplantae; Streptophyta; Zygnematophyceae; Desmidiales; Closteriaceae.